AUGACGAGCAAGGCCAGCUCGCGUACCCAGGGAGCCAAGUCAGGCUCCAAAACUAAGAUGCAGCGUACAGCGGCCGGAUGGGAUCUGCAAGAUCCGGCCUGGAAGAUGCAGCGGCCAGACGGGAUCUGCAAGAUCCGGCCAAGAAGUCCGGCCUGGAAGUCGGCCUGCAGUGGAAAGGCAGCUGGUCGAGCUGCAGCGGGGACGGGCGGCGACGGCCAACACCGAGGCUUCGGCAACAGGGGCCGCAGCAGCGGCAAAGAAGAGGACCACAGCGAGCGGGAUUUGAGCUCCGAUUCUUGCAGCGAGAAAGGCUUGGGAUCCGUCAGCUCUGGGCCGCUAAUUGAAGGGCUGAAGUCCAUGAUCAUGGACUUUGAGUUCUGCGAGGUGAAGACUGGCACCGUGGAGAAGGAGGCGAUGCGCCCGAAAAAGAAGGCUCGUGGUCAAGGGACCUCCGUCGACUCCGUCGGGUUGACGGCGCUCGCGCUCCGCCUGGCCGACAAGUUGUCCAAUGGCGAGGAGCACAAGGACCAGAACAUCAUGUUCUCGCCGCUGUCCAUCUACACCGCGUUAGGUCUGUUAGCUGCCGGCGCCCGUGGCACCACACUGGACGAGGUUCUUGCCGUGCUCGGCGCCGCGUCGCGAGACGAGGUCGCGGGGAUCGUGCGAGCCGUGGCGGAGAACGCCCUCGCCGGCACCGACGACCCGUCAGGGCCGCUCGUCGUUACGUCUGCGUGUGGCGUGUGGUGCCAGAAAGAUCUGUCGCUCAAGCCGUCCUAUCAGCAGGCCGCCGUCGAGUCCUACAAGGCGGAAGCGCGGGCCGUCGACUUCAUCAGAAAGGCAGAGGAUGCAAGAGAGGAGAUCAACAGCUGGGUCGCGAAGGCCACGAAGAAACUCAUCACCUCCGUCCUCCCGCCAGGCUCCGUUCACGGGGACACCAGGCUCGUUCUCACCAAUGCCAUCUACUUCAAGGGCGAGUGGGAGGAGGCCUUCCGCCGGAGCCGCACCAAAGAGCACAGGUUCUACCGUCUCGACGGUAGCGCCGUCCGCGUGCCCUUCAUGGCCGGAAUCAGAGGCGGUAACUACCUGCUGGGCUGCCACGACGGGUUCAAGGUGCUCAAGCUCCCUUACAAGCAGGCCGUGAAUGGCGGCGGCGCACGGUACUCCAUGUGCUUCUUCCUCCCAACUGCGCGCGAGGGGCUGCCUAGCCUUAUCGACGAGAUGUCAUCCAGCGGCCCGGGCUUUCUGUUCGACCACCUUCCCAUGCGGCCUAGAAGCGUGACCAAGCUCCGGCUCCCCAAGUUCAAGCUGUCCUUCUUCUGCAGCAUGAAAAAUGUUCUCAGGAGCUUGGGGCUCCAAGCGGCAUUCGGCGGGGGCGCCGAUUUUUCUGACAUGGUGGAGGACUCCCGCGGCGACGUGCGGCUGCAGGUGGAAGAUGUGUUUCACAGAGCGGUUGUCGAAGUGAACGAGGAAGGCACCGUAGCGGCCGCCGCCACGGCCGUCACCAUGAUCCUUGAGUGCAGAAGGCCUAAACCGUCUGUGGAUUUCGUCGCGGAUCAUCCGUUUGCGUUCUUCAUAGUUGAGGAGUUGUCCGGUGCGGUGCUCUUCGCCGGCCACGUUCUUGAUCCUUCUACGAACACCGAGUAA
Messenger RNA from Lolium rigidum, 1644 nucleotides. RefSeq names its product serpin-Z2A-like. The coding region runs from base 1 to 1644 and encodes 547 amino acids. The record is from RefSeq and is a predicted model, not a curated record. Lineage: Eukaryota; Viridiplantae; Streptophyta; Magnoliopsida; Poales; Poaceae. The transcript is spliced from 4 exons. Gene Ontology annotation, molecular function: serine-type endopeptidase inhibitor activity.